AUGCACCUCCUCUCUCUUACUCUCCUGGUCGCCUCGUCGCUCGCAGCAAACACGGCGCAAUGGAAACCCAGAGCCAUCUAUCAGACCAUGACGGAUCGGUUCGCCCGCACUGAUGGGUCGACGACGUCGCCAUGCGAUCCGCGCGAGAACCUCUUUUGCGGUGGGUCAUGGCGAGGAACGAUUAACCAUCUGGAUUACAUCCAGGGGAUGGGCUUUGAUGCUAUCAUGAUCUCGCCGGUCAUUAAGAAUGUGGAGGGCCGGGUGUGGUACGGCGAAGCCUACCACGGAUAUUGGCCGCAGGACAUCAACAGCCUCAACCCGCAUUUCGGCACGCAGCAGGAUCUGCUGGACCUGAGUGCAGAAGUGCAUAAGCGAGGCAUGUUCCUCAUGAUGGACACGGUCAUCAACAACAUGGCCUACAUCACGAACGGCAGCGACCCGGCCACCCAUAUCGACUACUCGACGCUGACGCCGUUCGACAGCUCCAGCUACUACCACCCCUACUGUAAAAUCAUCAACUGGAAUAAUUUCACCGAAGCGCAACUGUGUCAGACUGGUGAUGAAUUUGUGGCGCUGCCCGAUCUCUUCACCGAACAUGAUGAGGUCCAGAGCAUGCUUGAGAAGUGGGCGCAAGACAUGAUAUCAACCUACUCGAUUGACGGACUGCGCAUCGACGCGGCCAAGCACGUCAACACGGGCUUCCUGGCCAACUUCGGCAAGGCCCUCAACAACACCUUCAUGACCGGGGAGGUGUACCAGAAAGAAGUGGACAUCAUCUGCGACUACAAGAACAACUACAUCACCAGCGUUCCCAACUUCCCUGUCUACUAUUCCGCACUGAAGACCUUCACCGACGGCAACACGAGUGCCCUGGCAAACACAGUAGAAGUGAUGAAGAACAGCUGUAACGACGUCACAUCCAUGACCACCUUCAUUGAGAGCCACGACGUAAGCCGUUUUGCCAAUUUCACCGAAGACAUGGCGCUCGCAAAGAACGCGCUCACGUUCAACAUUCUCUUUGACGGCAUCCCGAUCGUGUACCAGGGGCAGGAGCAGCACUUUCACGGAAACUAUAACAACAACAACAGCAACCGCGAAGCCGUCUGGCUGUCCGGGUACAACACCGACGCCGAGCUGUACAAGCUGGCCGGCAAACUCAACCGGAUCCGCAAACACGCAUACAACCUGGACAACGGCUAUGUCGAUAUACAGUCCUACCCGAUCUACCAGAGCGACCGCGAGCUCGCCUUCCGCAAGGGCGUCGAGGGCCGCCAGACCAUCAUGCUCCUCACCGCGCAGGGCUCCAACAGCAAUUUUUUCAACAUGACCAUGCCCGUAAGCUAUAACCCCGGCGUAGUGGCGAUGGAUGUCCUCAACUGCGUCAACUACACCGUUGACGGGGCCGGCCAGCUCACCGUCUCCAUGGACAAGGGCGAGCCCCGCGUUUUCUUCCCCGCGAACCUCAUGGCCGGCAGUGGACUGUGCGGCUACGCCGAGUCCAACAUCAGCUAUGUACAGCUGAAGACGGGCAAGCCGGCAGCGUCGGUAUCGUCCGGUUCUGCAGGUGUGUUGUCGAUGGUGACGGCGGGGACGCCUCUGACGAUCCUGUUCUCUGUUUUUGUGUCAAUAGUCACUGGGUUGGGGUUCUUGGGAUGA
Aspergillus thermomutatus is the source of this 1656-nucleotide messenger RNA. RefSeq names its product alpha-amylase. The transcript is spliced from 2 exons. NCBI's taxonomy places the organism in Eukaryota, Fungi, Ascomycota, Eurotiomycetes, Eurotiales, Aspergillaceae. Gene Ontology annotation, biological process: carbohydrate catabolic process. Bases 1 to 1656 code for a protein of 551 amino acids. The record is from RefSeq and is a predicted model, not a curated record. Gene Ontology annotation, molecular function: calcium ion binding; alpha-amylase activity.